AUGUUUGGAAAUAAGCAUCCCAAUAAUCCAUCAAAUUUGGAUGCUAGAAUUAAGGAAGAGAGUAAACUGAAAUACUUUUCUGAUUAUGUUCGGGAUAAGGAAAUAACAAAUAGAAAAGUAGAUUUUUGGGAAAAGAACAAACCAAAGUAUUCACUUCAACGAAUCGUGAGUGGAAGAUAUCCAUUGAUUUCAUCAAGAUCUGAAUAUAAUAAAUCAGUGGAGCAAAGAAGAUUAAAAUUAAUUGAAUUACAGCAAAUUGAAAAACAACAAUAUCAAAUGGAAUUGUUGCAUAGAACCUUUAAAUGA
Messenger RNA from Naegleria gruberi, 306 nucleotides. RefSeq lists its product as uncharacterized. The transcript has a single exon. The record is from RefSeq and is a predicted model, not a curated record. Bases 1 to 306 code for a protein of 101 amino acids. NCBI's taxonomy places the organism in Eukaryota, Heterolobosea, Eutetramitea, Acrasida, Naegleriidae.